This is a messenger RNA of Orussus abietinus, 5644 nucleotides long. RefSeq lists its product as uncharacterized. The transcript is spliced from 11 exons. Bases 820 to 4314 code for a protein of 1164 amino acids. Gene Ontology annotation, molecular function: chromatin binding. The record is from RefSeq and is a predicted model, not a curated record. NCBI's taxonomy places the organism in Eukaryota, Metazoa, Arthropoda, Insecta, Hymenoptera, Orussidae. Gene Ontology annotation, cellular component: pericentric heterochromatin. Gene Ontology annotation, biological process: negative regulation of transcription by RNA polymerase II; chromatin organization.
CGCCGCGCCGCACUCAGUGAAACAGUUACCUCUCCGCCCCCAAAGCGGUUCGGACCAGUUUCUCUCGAUUCCUCCGGUAUUCCGUUGGAGCCGAUUCCUCGCGCCGCGAUUGGCCGGGACCCGCUGCGUUCAUGUCACCCGGUUUCCGUUAGUUCGAGGCUCGUUGAAUUUUGAAGGGUCGCGGAAGAGCACGCAACUGCACGCAACGGAGGCUGGCUGGCUGGCUCACUCUUGCUCCUCCGGUUCGGCGGUCUUUGGGCGGGAACCUGCGGGAAGCAUCGGGGCGCCACCGUCGGCAGACGCGCUCGCUGUUUUCGCUCGUGGCUUCGAGUCGCGGUUUCCGUGUCGGUCUAGCCGAGUGGAAUUUGGAUUUGCUUCGCUCGGAUCGUGCGAUAUCUCAGCGUAAGUGGCGCGAGUGCGAAAAAAGGCAGGGCGUCGGUGCGAGGCAAGCGCUCCGCCCGGGACACCCGGGACACGCGGCGGAGGGGUCGAGCUAACCAAGUCGGUCGGCGGCGGCGCGAAAGAGCCAUCUUGACAAGACACGCAUCGCGAGGACCGCGAGUGGCACGGCGGCGGGAGGUAGCGAUGCGAUCGUACGCCAGCAUUCCUCGAUCUCCGAUCGAGUCGCUCCGCUCCUAACUCGACUCGCCCACCGGUCGACGCGCACCGGCCGAGGGUGCGGGUGCAUAACCUAGCGAGUGCACGGCUCCGCUCUUGCUCCUCCCGACGGUGUCUCGAUCUGCGGCCUGUGCGAAAACGCACGUCCGGCCGCUUCCCGGAACGGCACCAUCGCAGAGGAAAUCCGUCGUUACGGACGAGAUGGAAGGAGACGCUCCUACGGCUGUUGGCACCAGUCCCACAGCCAUUAAAAUGGCUCAAGAAGAAAUAGGGAGAUUGGAUGUGUUGGUGUGCGGCCAGUGCCAUUCCGUGUUUCACUUCGUCGAAGAGUUUCAAGAGCACCGCGAGAAGGAGGGUGCCUGUUCUCGGACUUCACAGUUCCGUGAGAACACCAAGAAUGAACAGAAAGCACAAGUGUGGGCCUUCCUGUUAUGGAAGGAUUCACAGAUUCAACAGGAUGGAUCGGAAAGAGAUGCAGCCAACUCAUGGAAGUUGUAUCAAAAGUGGUGUAAAAUGGACUCGUACAUUAGGGAUUCCUGGAUAGCUGCCGGGAAAACCAUUCAGACUUUCACAAAGAUUAGUAACGCGAAGAUGCAAGAUAUGCCUCGGCUUCCUCACCAAGCAAGUGCUAACAUCGAUGGUUCCAAAUCUAUAGUUGUACGAAAAGUUAUAAGAAACGGGCAACCGGAGGAAGCCAGUGAACAAAAUAAGGAAUCAAAGCCUUCAGACAUUAAGACCACAAGGAACGUCGAGUCCACGAACGUCAAUCCAGAAAUUAAAGACAAGCCCAAAAUGAAACCAUCCAUCAAGCCGAAGGUUAAGCCAACAAAUAUCAUCGGCAGCGAAGCUACCGAGUCCAGUGACGAAGAGUAUGUAAUCGAGAAGAUUUUGGCGAAACGUUUCAAUCCAAAGAAGAGAUGUUCCGAGUUCCUUCUAAAGUGGGAAGGCUAUCCACAUGACCGCAACACUUGGGAACCGGCAGAAAGCGUCUCCGUGUUUAAAGACCUGUUGGAAGAGUUCGAAAGGAACCUCGCCAAGCAGAAAGAACUGAAGGCUGGACAACAAACGACGAUCAAAGUAAUAGGAAGGUCGCCGAUGACUCCCCAGAAGACGGUGAUGAAGAGCGAGACCAAACCUGGACCGAGCACUCCACCGCAGGCUGGACGACCGAUGCGUUCCAGUAAAUCGAAGGCCUUGGACCAGGUGAAGCAGUGGUGUGGAUCGAUGAAAGACGAAGAGAACGAACUGUUGGGGAAGAGGCGAAUGGAUUAUUCGGACAGCGAGUCCGACGACGGUUGCAGCAACGCUGCCAAGCGGGCGAAGGGCGACACGGGCAGCGACGAGGACUGGACGGCCGAAUCCGAGGAGGAGAGGUUGGCCAGUCGGAGCGACGUCAUCCAAAGGGCGUUCCAUCGCGCCGACGUCCAGUCGAACGACUCGAACCGGACGACCAUAUCGGGCACCGAAAUCCCGGCGAAUCUGAACCUACAGUCUCCGGAGAUGCAGAAGUCCUGCCAGACGCCGGUGCUGGUGGCCAACGCGAAGGGCGUCGUCAAGGUGGACCCGAAACAGAUGCCCAACCUGACCUCGGGGGUCUACGUCAUGUCCAGGAAGGACGGCAUAAUAAAGCUGGACUCGUCGCCGAGCGGGAAGAUAGCCGUGAAGGGCUCGCCGACCCAGGGCAUCCUGAUGGUGCAGAACCGCGACAGCAACAACGUGGUGCGCAAGCAGGUGUUGUCGGGCUCGCAGGUCAACUCGAUCGCCCCGGUGAAGGUGGUCUCGAAACCGGACGGCAACCAGAUGGUGACCCAGAUGAAGGUGAUCACGAAACCGCUGCUGAUGAAGAGCCCUGGUGCGACACCGAUCAAGAACGAGCCCAUCAAGAUCCAGCCGAAGCCGGACCCGACGCAGCUGCAACAAAUCCACGUGGUGACGGCGGUGUCAAACCCGGUGGCCCUGCGCCCCAGGAUGACCCCAGGGGUCAGAUCGAGUCCGGGAUCCAUUCAGCGCAACCCGGACGGACGACCUCUCCUUCCCAGACCGGCACUUCGAGCGACGACCCCCAUUGGUCUGCACGAGGUCUGCUCCCCGAACCGCACCCCGGUCAGGGCCUCAAUGCCGAAGCAGGUGCAGUGCCAGUCUCCGCGUCAGGUGCUCCAGAAGCGGCUGGCGGUGACGGCCGUGCAAUGCGCGACCAGCAGCCCCAACGUUGUCCCCACCCAGGUCAGGUCCAAGUUCACCGUCCUGAACUCGACGGCGAAGCAGUCGCAGAAGACGGUGCCGAGCUUGGUGCAAUCGAAGCAGCUGCCGAAGGUGCCGCUGGGGAAGGCGCAGUCUCUGCUUUCGCCGCAACAGAAGCUGCUGAUGGCGAAGCGGAAAGCCCAGGAGGCGGUGGGCCUGAUCAAGGCCGGGAACCGCGGUCUCCUGGCCGGCGCCCGCGGCGCCCCGGGUCGCAGUAAGAGCAAGUUCGCGGAAGCCGUGAACGCGGCCGCAGGGGCAUCUCCUGCGCCUGGGUCCGCGGCGGCGAACAAACCGAAGGAGAGCAAGCUGGUCGAGGGCGACGGCCUUCACAUGGAGUUCCACGUCGGCACCGAGGAGAGCAGCAGCGAGGGCGAGUCGGCGGACCUGCUGCCCCAAGACGCGGAGGCCGUGCAGCCGAUCGAGCCGGAGAGCCCGCCGCGUCCGUUCACCCUGUGUCCCCUGACCGGACGUAUCAUGGGUCCCGAUGGCGAGCCCAUGGAGCAAACCGCUGAGCAGGAAACUCCAGCCCAGGAUGCCCUGGCUGCGCCCCUGGAGCCGAGCGUCCCCCUCGCCGCCGUCGCCGUGGACAACCCCGAGGCGACCGCCGCGUCCAAUGCUGCCGAGCUGGUCCUACCCUCCCUCGAGUCCCUCACCGAGACCGGGAGCAUCAUGAGGGUCGAGAUGAGCCCCGGAGGCACCACCGGCACCAUCGUUCAGACCUCCGAGCCGGCCCAGAUGAGCCUGCCCGCCGUCGGCUCCUCCACCGCCGGCCUGCCCUGCCUGGACGACACCCCCGCCGCCGUCACAUCUACCUCGACGCCCGCCCUCACGGAGGCCGUUGCUCCCGCUGCCGAGGCCGCCCCCUCCGUCGACGGCGCCCUGGCCGCCGCUGCCGCGGCUCAGCCCGAUACCCCGGAGCUGCCCAAGACCGAGGAGAAGACCCCCGAGGACAAGAAACCCGCCGAGGACGCGUCCAGCCUCGUCACUAUCACCGGGGAGGACGGAAUCGUCUAUCAGGUUGCCGGCCAGGCAGAGGACGGGCAGACCCUCCUGGUGACCCGCGGAGCGGACGGAGAGCAGCAGUGCGUAUACGUCACCACGGAGCAGCAGGGCGACGAGGGCUCCGUCCUCACCCUGGACCACGCCGUCGCAGAGGCCGUCGCCCAGCUCAUCCCCGACCAGGUCAAUCUGACCUCGCAAUUCUACGUGAAGGAGGGCGAGGCCGAGCCCGCCGAGAACCAGAUGGUCAUGUCCAUCAUGGACAACGCCGGAAACGCGGCCACCGCCACCCAGGAAGACAGCGACGGACAGGCCCAGGUCGUCGCCCAGGUGGUGCAGGCCGACGAUCCGACCCCAGGUGGCACCAGAAGAGUGGUCUUGCUCCUGCCCGAUGGCAACCUGAUGAUGACCGAGGUGGACGAGGAGCAGUACGCGGCCCUGGAGCUGGACAAAUGAAGAGGUCGGCCAGGCUUCCACGCGAGCCUUGGGAGGAACGGACGAUGGGUAUCCUGCAUCGAGUUACAUUUUGACCAUAAGUCGUACGGUUUAAGGAUAACCAUGACCAUUGUAUAUAUGUAACGACCGGGCACUUCUUGCGCGGGGACCGGACGGCGGGGACGGGAGGAAACCAGUCAUGGACGCGUACGACGAUGUUGUAAAGAUGAGACAAAAUGGACUAUAACGUGUCGCUAACGGUAACGAUAUAUAGUGGAUAAGGCAAUCUAGAUCCUAGAUUAUAAAACUGUUUUUUGCAAAUUCGUGUACAUCGGCGGAGGAAGAGAGAGAGAGAGAGAAAAAAAAAGUGUAGCGUUUCUUCUGGUAUUUUAAUUUCUACGUUUACCCUGUAAUGGACACGUGGCCACAACAGAGACAAGUUGCGAAAGUAACAAGGCUUACGUUUUUCUCGGACACUACCUUACACUAUCCGGGGAUCCGAUGUACGGUCGUUGAGUUUUGUCAAAAUUUGUAGGUAUUGGGUCGAGGGGGGCUUUAUUUUAUUUCGACGGUUCCGAGGGCCUGAAGUAGCUGAAAUUAGACGGCUGGGGUUGAUCGCUCUUUUAUUAUUCGUGCAAAAUGUCACGUUUGGUUGUCAUCGAUACACAUUAAUUAUUUCCUUAGCCCUGGAGAUGUUCGUGGAGUCUAGGUCCUCUGAAUGUAGUCAUGCCUUCGGGUGACGAGAAUAAUGGCUCAAUAACUCAUAAUUUAGAGUUUAGUUCUCUGUGGAUGUAAAUUUCAUUUGUCAACGAAGUGUAUAACACAAUUCAUUAAUGGCUCUUCGGGACGUGUAGGUUUUUAGUUCACUGUUAUCGAAAUAUAGACGAUUAAAGGAUUGCCUUCGGACUGUCGAGUGUUUCCCCCUCUUUGACAUCGGUUUACCUUUAACACCCCACGAGGAAUUAAGAUUUAACUGUACAAUAUUGGCUUAAGUUGUCGACAGGCAUGUUUUUACUUUAUAUGAAUUGUUUACAAAUAGUGUCGUAAAAAUAUAAGACACCUGAAAAUCUCACAUUAUUUAUUUAUUCGCUGAGAUGCUUCGUAGAAAUUAUUUCACCGUAACGCAGUCUUGUCAGGUUCUUCGAGUAGCUCGGUGUCCACUGAACGUUGCGAACAGGUUUGUGCUCCUUAUGACAGCGAUACUGGGAGCUCGUUUAAGAGAUUUUUCUUUGAAUAAUAGCUAAGCUUUGAAAUUCUAGAUGUUUUUCUCUUAUGUUUAAAGGUUAAUUAAUAGGAGAGCUGAAGAUGUAGCGAUAGUAUUCAAUAAAAAGGAAAGCUCUUUCCCUUUUAA